This is a messenger RNA of Mercenaria mercenaria, 2214 nucleotides long. RefSeq names its product gamma-aminobutyric acid type B receptor subunit 2-like. Gene Ontology annotation, biological process: G protein-coupled receptor signaling pathway; gamma-aminobutyric acid signaling pathway. The transcript is spliced from 7 exons. The record is from RefSeq and is a predicted model, not a curated record. Lineage: Eukaryota; Metazoa; Mollusca; Bivalvia; Venerida; Veneridae. Bases 71 to 931 code for a protein of 286 amino acids. Gene Ontology annotation, molecular function: G protein-coupled GABA receptor activity. Gene Ontology annotation, cellular component: G protein-coupled receptor heterodimeric complex; membrane.
CGUUAUCCCAAGAGAUUCAACGUAUAUUACGUAUGAGGAAAAGGAAAUACCUAUUGCCCUUUACAUAACAAUGACGUCAUUGGCUAGCACUGGAAUCUGUAUUGCUGUUGCUUUCUUCGUGUUUAACGUCAUGUACCGCCAAAAUAGUUAUGUGAAGCUGUCCUCUCCAAAUAUAAAUAACGUCCUGUUACUGGGAAACGUUCUUUGUUAUUGCACAGUUUUCUUUAGAACCGCCUCUACAGAGAGUGACGUCAUAUGUAAGAGUCGGUUAGUGUGUUUCAGCCUUGGGUUUACAGUGACUUUUGGUGCAUUGUUCUCGAAAACAUGGAGGGUGUACCGCAUUUUUACCAACAAGAAACUUCUAAAACGUACGAUCAAAGACUACCAGCUUCUGGCAAUAAUUGGUGUAUUUGUAGGGAUUGUUUUGGUACUUUUAAUUAUUUGGGAAUAUAUGGGACCCCAUAGAAUUGUAACCAAGUACUUAUCAAAGGAGGUAUACAUGAUUGGAAAUGAUGCGGAAGUGAUACCAUUUGUACGUGUUUGCCAGUCGGAAUAUUCGGACUAUUUUGAAUGGCCAUUAUAUGUUGUGGAAGGCGGCCUGCUAACAUUUGGAGCCUUUCUCGCUUGGGAAACUAGAAAAGUAAAGAUUCAAGCUCUGAAUGAUUCUCACGAGAUCGGAGUGUGUAUCUACAACGUGGUUAUUCUCAGCGCCGUUGGCUUGACCUUGUCGUUGCUACUGAAGGACCAAGAGGUUCUUAUGUAUGGAAUAACAGCAGGCUUUCUUAUCAUCGGAACGUUUUUGACACAAGCGGUCAUAUUUAUACCAAAGAUACAAGCGGUUAGAAAUAAGGUCAGUGGUACGGAUGGUAGGACUGCAACUGGAAUAAAUACGGGUUUUAACCCUUCUUCGACUCAUCAGGGAGGCGAAUAGUAUACAACGAUGUGUGGAAUCAGAAAUUGUGAAUAAAUGUUAUCAGUAGUGAAGGUGCAAAAAUAGCCAACAUUUGUCAAAAAAAAAACACAUAGACAUGGAUAUGGAUCAAUCGAAUCCAUAACACUAGUUUUCGUAUAUUUCGACUCUAUAUUUGAGUUCUGCAUCAUUUUAAAGGUCUCAAAGGAAGUUGUUAGAAGGAAGUUGUAAAGAUAAUUUAAAUAAACGUCAGUUAAAUGACCAAAAUGUAUUCUCCCUGUGUGAAAUAUAGUUUAAUGAAACAUUUUACAAAUAUUAUACUACGAAAUGUUGCUUCUAUGCUAACUUCGAUAUAACUGAAAGUUUUAUGACAAUUCAUAAAGGCGGAUGGCCAUAAAUGAAACAUUAAAGAAAUCAGUGCCAAAAUGACUGAAAACGUUAAUAACGAUUAAAUCCUAAACGUUUCAAGAUAUUUGGAAAGCCUGAAAAAGUUGAUGGUAUAGUCCAAGAAAUCCGUGCAUAAGAAGGGGCGAAUUGUGCACCUUCUGUGAAAAGCAUGAAACUCGGCAUAGUAGUAGAUAAAUAUUAUACGCUUUAUUUAAGACUGGGAAGCGGUUGUGGAAAUCCAAGAUGGCCGCCAAAAUCCAAGAUGGCCGCCAUAAUUCAGUAUACAAAGAAAAUGACGAAACAAGUGUUGGUAUCCUUUAAAAAAAGCUUUGUCAUAAUAAUGGAAUAUAUACUACGCUUCGAAUAAAUUUGCAAUUUAUAUUGAAAAGUCAAAAUGGCCGCCAAAAUCCAAGAUGGCCGCCAAAACUCACCUCUUAUUUUAAAAUGGCGAAAUAAUUGAUUACAUCACGCAAAUAGAUGUGACUUGGAACAAUCAUAUAAGAUAUAUACCCUUAUGUAAUCAAGACAAAAACUAUUAAGGUUAUUAUAUUCCAAGAUGGCAAGCAAGUUUAUAAAUCUAUUUACAGAUUCACUACUGACACUCGAUUGUCUUUUCUAAGGUAUUCAAGCCAUGUAUAUAUAUUGUCCGGACUGAAAAUACAUAUAAUCUUAUCCUAUGUUACUUGUAUUCGUUGAUACUAAACAGUUGCGUAUAAAAGUUUCUUUUGUUUAUAUGCAAAAUUAUAUAUGAAAUUUGUCCCGCCCACCCCUUUGUUUUAAUGAAGCCAUAAGUCAAAACAGUAACAUUAAAUAUCAAAGGACAAAGCUCAGAAAUUGAUUUCAAAACCAUAUAGGUUUACAAAAUAUUAUGCUAUUGUUAAUUUAUUGUUCUGUGUAUAAGCACUCUUUAUUUGUUU